AUGGAGGCCAUCCUCCGUGAGCACCCUCACCUCUCCUCUUCCUCACCUCCCAGCUCUCAGUUGCCUUCCUCCACUAUCUCCCAUGGAGACCAUCACCAGGCUGGCCCCUCCAGUAGGCUGACAGGAGCACUGGGCUGCAUGGCCCCAAGCAAACAGACACCCCACUUCAGCUUGCACACACAGUCCCCCUUGUUGGCCAGUAUGCAACUACAGAAGCUUAAUAGCCAGUACCAGGGGGUGCCUGGCACAGAACCUCCAGAGGAGGAAACACCCAUGCCAACCUGGCCUGUGGAAGGUAGUCAGCCUGAGGAGUCCCAGACUGCCUCUACUGAGGCCAACAACUCCAACCUCCUUGAUUCUGACCCCAUAGAUGAGGAGGUACUUAUGUCCCUGGUGGUGGAGCUGGGGUUGGACCAAGCUGGUGAGCUGCCUGAGCUCUGGCUGGGCCAGGAUGAGUUUGACUUCACAACAGACCUGCCCUCCAGCUAA
This is a messenger RNA of Trichosurus vulpecula (common brushtail), 489 nucleotides long. RefSeq names its product Cbp/p300 interacting transactivator with Glu/Asp rich carboxy-terminal domain 1 (gene CITED1). The transcript is spliced from 3 exons. Gene Ontology annotation, cellular component: nucleus. Lineage: Eukaryota; Metazoa; Chordata; Mammalia; Diprotodontia; Phalangeridae. Bases 1 to 489 code for a protein of 162 amino acids. The record is from RefSeq and is a predicted model, not a curated record. Gene Ontology annotation, biological process: regulation of DNA-templated transcription.